AUGAUUGGCACAUCUACGGCCGAGUACGUCCUCUUGAGGGCUUUCAUCUUGAUUCUUCAAAGUCUAGCCCCGCUCAGCGUCAUCUACUGGAUUCUUCGCGUUUUCCACGUAUCCUCAGCGCUUCGACUGCCACCGUUCCUGGAGCGUUGGGCUUUGGAAGAAGCCAUAUUUUGCGUGACCGUCUACGCUCUACAUCGUUUCUACCUCCAGCGUCCCGCCAUUCAUCCUCCUUUAUUGUCUCGAGAGAAGCGCCGCGGGCUCGUGAAGCUGUGCCAUGAGAGCAUUCCUGACCUGGGGAACUACAUGUCAAAAUGGUUUCUAGACGCUCCACUGGAGGAGCUGAGGCGAGAAAAUGUGAAGGAAUUUUAUCGCUGGGCCUUCUUCAGUAGUGCCCAAGAAGACCCAAGCACAGAGGAGGAGGUCAAUGAAUACGUCAACGAUUUUGAAGACCGAAUGGGCCAUAAAUUUAGGCCAGGGCGUGCCAACGUCAAAUGCCUGCGAUUGACAUUUGAGAAGGUGGAUAUGCUACACCGAAGCUUAGCGUGGUAUCUGCUGAUAUUCAUCGUUGACAAUAUUACCUUUCUGUCAUUGCUGUACAAUGGGUUCCAGUACUAUCGUGGUUCAGCGAAAAGGACCUUCGCUGUCUUUCCGCCUCGACCGCAAAAGCUGCUGGCCAAAGGUCGCGCACCUGUGAAGAAUAUUUCUUACUUUUAUCGUCCCCAUACUUCUCGCUCCUGCCGUCCCAUCCUGUUUCUACAUGGCAUCGGCGUGGGCCUUGGACCCUAUGUCAAAUUCUUCACUGAGCUUGGCAAGAACAGCGCUGCCAGCGAAGAUGGACAGAUUGGGAUUCUCGCCUUGGAGAUUCUCCCCAUUUCAUCUCGCAUUACCCUCCCUGUUUUGAGGAAGGAGGAAAUGUGUCGGCAAGUUCGGGCAAUAUUGGAGUAUCAUGGAUUCGAUGAUUGUGUUCUCGCAGCCCACUCUUACGGAUCAGUAAUUGCAACCCACCUCCUCCAAGACCCAAGCGUGUCGGAACGUAUCGCGUCAGUCGUUCUUGUUGACCCUGUCUCGAUAUUAUUGCAUCUCCCGGACGUAGCGUACAAUUUUACUUUUCGCAGGCCUAGAACUCCCACCCAAUGGGUUCUAUGGUUUUUCGGAUCCAUGGACGUUGGAGUCUCUCACACCUUGCAUCGCCACUUUUUCUGGUCGGAGAAUAUCCUCUGGAAAGAAGACCUUGCAGGUCGAAAUGCAUCCAUCUUUCUUUGCGAGCGAGAUUCAAUUGUCAAUACGGCGCAUGUCCGGGGCUAUCUCGAAACUUCUGGCUCGUGCUUAGAAAUUGAUGCCGUCGACGACGGGCUCGUCUCAACGGCAAAGACGACAAAGGCGGAUAAAUGUCUGAGAGAGAACAAUAUCAAACUCUUCUGGUGCACCAAGCUAGAGCAUGGUGAGGUGUUUGAGACGAAGCUCUGGAGGAGUCUGUUGGUAAAGGAAAUGCUCAAACAUACCAGACGAAAAUCAGAGUCCUCAGCACCUUAA
Messenger RNA from Xylona heveae TC161, 1533 nucleotides. RefSeq lists its product as hypothetical. Bases 1 to 1533 code for a protein of 510 amino acids. Lineage: Eukaryota; Fungi; Ascomycota; Xylonomycetes; Xylonales; Xylonaceae. The transcript has 4 exons. The record is from RefSeq and is a predicted model, not a curated record.